This is a messenger RNA of Oncorhynchus tshawytscha (Chinook salmon), 390 nucleotides long. RefSeq names its product potassium voltage-gated channel subfamily H member 8. The transcript has 2 exons. Lineage: Eukaryota; Metazoa; Chordata; Actinopteri; Salmoniformes; Salmonidae. Bases 1 to 390 code for a protein of 129 amino acids. The record is from RefSeq and is a predicted model, not a curated record.
AUGGACUGGGUGACUAACGGGACUGGUAUUGUGAAGAAGCUUUCCUCCAUCAAAGAAGACGAGGAGGGAUCUGAGGAGGCUCAACACUCGCCCCUCCCCAAAAUGCCCCGUUCCCCUCUGGGAUGGGGGCUGGGCUCGCCCCUGCGCUCCCCACUGCGCUCGCCCCUGCGUAGCCCCUCCCGCCCACCCACAGACCACCGCAGGCACAGCCCCACCACUCUCCAGAUUCCUGUGGUGAGCUUCAGUUGUGCCCCUCUGGACCUCAGUCCCAGGUUUGUGGAUGGCAUUGAAACAGACAGUGGUAGUAGUUUGGGCCAGAAGUUUGACUUCAGCCCCAGUGUGACCCAGAACAUCCCACCCAGCUCUAGUCCAGGUAGGCUGCAUUCAUAA